Gymnodraco acuticeps is the source of this 3055-nucleotide messenger RNA. It is a transcript of the gene rab42b, whose product is annotated as RAB42, member RAS oncogene family. Bases 344 to 1012 code for a protein of 222 amino acids. The transcript is spliced from 3 exons. Gene Ontology annotation, molecular function: GTP binding; GTPase activity. Lineage: Eukaryota; Metazoa; Chordata; Actinopteri; Perciformes; Bathydraconidae. The record is from RefSeq and is a predicted model, not a curated record.
UUUAGAAGUGCACUCCCCUGCAGCACACCCAUGCACAUGCUUACAGUAUCAGUCAGGUUCAGCAACUCGGGUGCCAAACACAGCUGUACUAGGAUCUACUUUUGUGGGACAGAUUUGUCCACAAACCUGCUUUUUGAAGAGUUUUAGAUGAACCACCAUGGGGCAGAGAGUGAGAGACUUGUGCUGCAGCCCUCACCUGUAUAGGAGUUUGAGGUGACUGUCAACAGAUUGCUGAUUGCGAGAUUUACAAGGAGUGGCUGCUGUGGUUGUUCUCAACAUUUGGAGCGUCAAAGAUAAGGAACCAACUGGUGGGAAGCUGGAUUUCUAGUCUCUUACAGCAACCAUGGAUCUAACGUUGUGGCAGUACCAGUUCAGGAUCAUCAUGCUGGGGGACUCCACAGUGGGCAAGUCCUCCCUGCUGAAGCGCUACACAGAAGACUUGUUCCUGGAGUCCAUCAACCAGACGGUGGGUGUAGACUUCUACGUUCACUUCCUGGAGGUGGAGCCGGGCGUCCGCGUCAAGCUGCAGUUCUGGGACACAGCCGGGCAGGAAAGGUUCAGGUCUGUCACCCGUUCUUAUUACCGCAACUCAGUCGGAGGCCUGCUGGUGUUUGACAUGACCAACCAAGCCUCCUUUGACCACAUUAAGGAGUGGCACGAUGAGGUGUGCGAGCGAGUGCAGCCGCAUAAGGUUCUGUUUGUCCUGGUGGGACAGAAGAGCGACCAAGAUGCUCAGGCGGGGAGGGUGGUGAGUCAGGAGCAGGCUGAGAAACUGGCCGGGCAGCUAGGGAUGCCGUACAUCGAGGCUUCUGCCAAGACGGGUCAGAACGUGAGGGAGGCCUUCGAGCUGCUCACUCGGAGGGUCUACCAGGGUCUGCUGAGCGGAGAGGUGGAGCUGCAGGAGGGCUGGGAUGGAGUCAAGUGUGCCGCACCUCAUGCGCUUCAGUUACAGAGAGCCAGCCUGACACAACCCAGCUCCACCACCACCAAGAAGAAGAAGUGUUGUAAUUAAACCGUGGACUGGCGGUGGUCUCCCACAAUGUUACAAUAGAACUAAAACCAGCUCCCAGGAGGUCUGAUCUAUGCUGGAGGUUUAAUGUAAUAACGGGACCAUCAUGAAAACCACUAAAGUACAAUGUUUUGACUUUCAUCUUUGGGCCAUGAUGGCAAUGUUGAUCAGUUGUUUGGUAAAACAGAUAAACGUACUUUUAGAUGACAGAUUUUAGAUCCCAAGAGGAUUUUUCCCCACUGACUUUGGUGAUUCCCUGACUUUUUUUGGUACCACUUUACAAUAAGACUACCCUUAUAAAGGAUUCAUAAAGGGUUUAUAAUUAGGUUAUGAAUUAGGUUGUAAACACUUUAUUUAUCAUUAAGAACCAUUUAUAAACCAGUUCUAACAUAGACGUCAACACAGGCUCACUAUUUGGCAAGAUGACUAAGCCUUAUAUUGGCUACUUAGCGAGAAUCAACUCCGUGAGCAACAGAUACCAAGGAUGCUGGCUGAUGAAGGAGACGAAGUAAGCUAAGUAGCCAAUAUAAGGCUUAGCAGUACAGAUAAAUGUGGACUCACUAUUUGACAAGCAACCGGUCACUGCCCUGUUUAUCUCAUGUCUUAUAAAAGCUUAUUCAGGAUUUAUAAAGUGUUCACAACCUAAUUAAUAAAUAAAUUAUAAACUAUUCGUAAACCCUUUAUAAGGCUAGUCUUAUUGUAAAGUGGUACCCUUUUUGUAUCUAACACCAGCAGCAGGUUGCCAUGUUUGUUUUUUGGUGAAAUGUCUGAAUAUUUACUCCAGGUGCUCAGGCCCUUUUACUUUUGUUCUAGCGCAAUCUUCAGUUCAAAUUUUACAUUUGGCCCAACACUUGGGUUUAUGAAAACUAAAAUCAUGCCUAUUUUCCAAAGCUGUACUUUUUGGCUGUUGCUAUUGUUCGGGGAUAAAAUGGUGACAUGAUAUAUUACCUGCUAAUCAGCAGCAUGCUAACAAGCUGAUGUUAGCAAUAGUCACAUGUUGCUAGCGCAGCUGUAAACUCUUAUUUAAUUGCAAAAUCUCUAGUUCCUUCCUUUAUAGGACUUUUAAAACUUGACAGAGCGGUUCAGAUCUCGUUGGUGAGAUGCUAGGCCAACAGCUGAUCAGCCUAACAUGGACUGAUGAGGUCUUUGCUUACCUGAGUUCAGAAGGGCAGGAGUUGUAAUGAGGACAUAUUGAUCCACCACUGGUGCCAGAUGAGAGUGCAUCACAAUGGCAUUCAUUGUAUACAAGUGGGAUACGAUCACAUCUUCUCUUCUAUCGAUGUUUGGACAGUAGGUUGCCAACCUUGGUGUCCUGAUUCCAUUACCAUAUCUGAUUGGUCAGAAUGUGUACUGUUGUUGCAAAUUGGCAUCAUUUGUUUUAUUUUUCCUUGUGAGACUGUACAAUGACACUGCUUUUCCUUCUUUAGAACCCAUCUCCGCACCUUAAUCUGUGAUUCUUGUCCAUGUUACUUGUUCUGUCGGUGAUUGGCAGCUGUUAUUUCGGGUGCCUUGGUGGAGAUUAUAAACAUCCCCCUAUGACUGUGAAUUGUGCUGCAAUGCUUUGGGCCUGAUCGGUGUUCUCUAGAGACGGCUUUGUUGCAUCACAGCAUGUUGAGAGUGAGCGCUGGUUUUGGACGUCCUUUUGUUCAAAUUAAUUAAUUUAUACAACUCUAGGGUACAUUUGGAUAUUGUUUUAUGUUGUGAGAGGUUUCCAUAGCAAUUACUGUCCGUCUGGCAGAUUAAACAGCCACCUGUGUUUCUGCAGAGAAAAGGCAGACCAUUUGUUUUGCUACUAAAAGAAACCCAGAGAUUUACUGACAGGUUAACUGUUGUGUGUUUGUACAGGGAUGUUAUUGGCUCAAUGCAAAUAUACCACAUGUGAAAUGAUCCUAUUAGUUAGACUCACUUAUGUCAAAUGCUGCAAAUACAAAAUGUCUCUUUUGAUACCAGAUCCUUUGUUUAUGUAUUUAUUAUUUUGUGAAAAGUACCAUUUCUUCUAUAAUUGUUUUGCUGAAAUAGACAAAAAUAAAACUUGCAGGGAUGGUG